Zygotorulaspora mrakii is the source of this 519-nucleotide messenger RNA. RefSeq names its product mitochondrial 37S ribosomal protein bS21m (gene MRP21). The record is from RefSeq and is a predicted model, not a curated record. Lineage: Eukaryota; Fungi; Ascomycota; Saccharomycetes; Saccharomycetales; Saccharomycetaceae. Gene Ontology annotation, biological process: mitochondrial translational initiation; translation. The transcript has a single exon. Gene Ontology annotation, molecular function: structural constituent of ribosome. Bases 1 to 519 code for a protein of 172 amino acids. Gene Ontology annotation, cellular component: ribosome; mitochondrial small ribosomal subunit.
AUGUUCAGAUUAGCUAGAACACAUACUUUACCACCAUCAAGUUGGUGUAUACCCAAGUACUUUUCGUCAUCUCAUCCAAUAUUUCAAGAUUAUCCCCCUUUGGAUCACUCUAUGUUAAAUCCGUUAUCAGCAAAGAAUACAUCAUCAUCGCAGAAGAAUAAUGAAUUGUCGCAGAGCUUAAAUCAUCUGUAUUCGAACAAACAUGAAGUGUCAAGUAAACGGGAUUUCUUCGAAUAUAGCCAUAAACCAAAGGAUGAUGCACUAAGUUCAAGAUUAACUGGCGUUGUUGCUGGUAGAACUGUCAACGUGUUCAACAACGAUACAUCCAGUGCCUUCAGACAGUUGAAUGCAAUAAUGUUUGCAAACAAUAUUGCACAGGACAAGAGAGCUCAAAGGUUUUACAUGAAACCAGGAAAGGUCGCUGAGAUGAAAAGAUCACAAAAACAUAGGAGAGAUUUCAUGAAGGGUUUCAAGAGACUGAUUGAAAUUGUUAAAGAUGCGAAAAGAAAAGGUUAUUAA